Messenger RNA from Nannizzia gypsea CBS 118893, 663 nucleotides. Its product is annotated as C2H2 type zinc finger domain-containing protein. The record is from RefSeq and is a predicted model, not a curated record. NCBI's taxonomy places the organism in Eukaryota, Fungi, Ascomycota, Eurotiomycetes, Onygenales, Arthrodermataceae. The transcript has 3 exons. The coding region runs from base 1 to 663 and encodes 220 amino acids.
AUGCCUCCACGCGGCUUCACUAACCCGGCACCAAAGACCGAAUCCGCUCGCACCGCGCUGAAUGCCUUUACCUGCACGCUUUGCAACAAGUCAUACUCGCGACACCCCGAGUACGAAGCACACAUCGGCUCCUACGACCACCAGCACAAGAAACGGCUGCGGGACCUAAAGCAGCUCUCUCGAGACCCAAACGCUGCCGAAAAGGCAAGAAAGGCUGAGCGAAAGGCCAAUGAAGAAGCUGGGCUUAUCGUUGUUGACUCUAGUGGGGAUAGGAGCAGUGCUGCAGGUACUGGCAGCAGCUCUACCGGUGGGUUCAAGAAAGGUGGAUUCAAAAGCUCGUUCUCUGUGGUAGCUGGUGGAGGAUCAGGGAGCUCGAGCACAGUUACAUUUGCAGGGGCAGCCCGGCGGAAGAAGAACGUAUUGGGAGAUGAGGACGAGGACGAGGAUGCCACUCAAGGGGAGAAUGUUUCGAAUAAGACUUCCGGGCCUAAAGCCAAUGUUGGCAAAGAUGGAGGACAUCUACAAGUCAAUGAAGAGGUAGAAAGUGACACUGAUGAAGAGUAUGGCAACGAUGAUAUUCAAUCUGGUGGCGGCUACUAUGACCCCCGACGGCCGACGGGCUGCUUCCACGAAUGCCCCGGGGCAAAGGUCUCUGUGUCUUGA